This is a messenger RNA of Dipodomys ordii (Ord's kangaroo rat), 2652 nucleotides long. RefSeq names its product inturned planar cell polarity protein (gene Intu). The transcript has 15 exons. The record is from RefSeq and is a predicted model, not a curated record. Lineage: Eukaryota; Metazoa; Chordata; Mammalia; Rodentia; Heteromyidae. Gene Ontology annotation, molecular function: protein binding. The annotation marks the transcript as partial. Gene Ontology annotation, biological process: nervous system development; vesicle-mediated transport; establishment of planar polarity. Gene Ontology annotation, cellular component: cytoplasm; cilium.
UAUGGUUAUCAUUUUUUAAUUUUGCAUAGUGAUUUUGAACCUGAGUGGCUGGACAGUGUGCAAAAAAGUGGUGAGCUGUUUUAUUUGGAAUUGAGUGAAGAUGAAGAAGAAAGCAUUUUUCCUGAGACAUCGACUGUGAACCAUGUCAGAUUCAGUGAAAAUGAGAUAAUCAUUGAGGAAGAUAAUUACAAGGAAAGAAAAAAGUAUCAACCCAAACUCCAACAGUUUACUAAAAUUUUAAAAGGUAAAAGACUUUUACCCAAGUGCUACAAUAAAAAAAAUAGCAAUGAUAAUGGGCCGGUAUCCAUUCUAAAGCAUCAGUCCCAUCAGAAGGCAGGUAUCAUUGUCCAACAGAUGCAUAAAGAUGUGAAUAUUUAUGUAAAUCCCCAAAAAUUAACUGUCAGCAAAGCCAAAGAGCAGCUUAAACUUCUGGAAGUACUGUUUGGAAUUAUCCAUCAGAACAAGUGGAGUUGGAGAAGAAUUGGAAAGCAGGGCAGUGGAGAGAGGCUUGUGGUCCACGGCCUGCUGCCUGGAGGGUCUGCUAUGAAGAGUGGCCAGGUGUUAAUUGGUGAUGUCCUUGUUGCUGUGAAUGAUGUUGCUGUGACCUCAGAAAACAUAGAGAGAGUUCUGUCUUGUAUUCCUGGACCCAUGCAGGUGAAACUGACAUUUGAAAAUGCAUAUGCUGUGAAAAAGGAAACUAUCCAACCAAGAAAGAAAAAGACACAGACAAACACAAGUGAUUUAGUGAAGCUCUUCUGGGGAGAGGAGGUUGACAGCAUCCAGACUCCUCCACAUUCUCCACACAUCAUCAUGUAUCUCACACUGCAUCUUGACUCGGAAACCUCAAAGGAAGAGCAGGAAAUUCUGUAUCAUUAUCCAAAGUCUGAAGCAUCUCAGAAACUAAAAAAUGUGAGAGGGAUUUUUCUCACACUCUGUGACAUGCUGGAAAAUGUAACCGGGACACAAGUUACCAGUUCAUCCCUCCUUUUAAAUGGGAAGCAAAUUCAUAUAGCUUACUUGAAAGAAUUUGACAAGUUGUUGUUAAUUGGCCUACCUGCUGAAGAAGUUCCUCUUCCCCAACUAAGGAAUAUGAUAGAAGAUGUUUCCCAAACCUUAAAAUUUAUGUAUGCUUCUUUAGAUGGCGCCUUUUGCCAGGUUGAGAACAUACCUUGUUUGGAUCAUUUUUUCUACUUGUUCUUUCAAAGAGCACUUCAGCAGGCUAAGCUACAUUCCAGUGUCUAUCCCAGUGCUCAACAGUAUGAUGUUUCUAGUUCAGUACUUCUAGACAACCUCCCUGGAGUUCAGUGGCUCGUACUUCCACAGGAAAUCAAGAUGGAAUUAGACACAGCAUUAAGUGACCUGGAGGCUGCAGACUUUUCAGAACUGUCUGAAGAUUACUAUGACAUGAGACGGCUAUAUACAAUUUUGGGGGCUUCUCUAUUUUAUAAGGGUUAUUUGAUAUGCAGUCAUUUGCCUAAGGAUGAUCUUAUUGAUAUUGCUAUCUACUGUCGCCACUAUUAUCUACUGCCUUUAGCAGCAAGACAAAGAAUAGGUCAGUUGAUAAUAUGGAAAGAAGUAUUUCCUCGACAUCACCUCCAACAUUCCACAGACUCAAAUUUUGAAGUCUUUCAAGAACCUGAAGGGAGAUAUUUUUUACUAAUUGUUGGACUGAAACAUUAUAUGUUAUGUGUACUAUUAGAAGCUGGAGGCUGCUCAUCCAAAGCUAAUGGAAAUCCUGGUCCAGACUGUAUAUAUAUAGAUCAAGCCAAAACAACUCUUCAACAGCUGGAAGGAGUAGAUUCUUAUAUAAAUGAACAGCUUAAAUCUUCUUCAAACACCUGUUUGUCUUGUGCUGACUGGUUCCUUGCUGGACCACAUGAAAAAGUAGAUAGUUUGACUACUUCUCCUGUCCUCAGUAGGCUGCAAAGUACUUCUAAAACAGCAGCUUCUCCAACGUGCAGAAGAACACUUUUUGGUGACUCUUCCUUAAAGACACGGAAGCCCAGUCCUUCCCGAAGCAGUGGAGGAUCUGACCAUGGUUGUGAAGGUGAAGAAGGUGUUAGUACAAAUCUGCAUACUACACCCGAUGUGGUAUGGAAGCAAAGAGAAUCUCAGGGCUCUGGUGGUUCUGAAGAAAGUGGAGCCUUGCUUAAGAUCACUAAAAAGAAGUCUACUUUCCCAAAUCCAUUUCAUUUGGGAAAUUUGAAAAAGGACCUUUCAGAAAAAGAAUUGGAAAUAUAUAAUACAAUGAAACUGACAUCUGGGCCUGAGAAUACUCUUUUCCACUACCUUGCCUUGGAAACAGUGCAAGGAAUUUUCAUCACUCCCACCCAUGAGGAAGUAGCUCAGCUAAGCGGCUCUGUCCACCCUCAGCUAAUAAAGAAUUUUCAUCAGUGUUGUCUCUCUAUCCGUGCAGUUUUUCAACAGACACUGGUGAAAGAGAAAAAGAAGGCACUAAACAGUGAAGAUCAUUCACAUUCUACAAAUUCUACAGUAUCUUCUCUUAGCCCUGUGAAAGAAUAUGGUGUGUUGUUUGAAUGCUCUCCUGAAAAUUGGACUGAUCAGAAAAAAACACCACCAGUUAUGACUUACUGGGUAGUAGGGAGACUUUUUCUUGUUUUAGUUCGGUUUUGUGGUGUCAAAGAAUCAUGA